This is a messenger RNA of Archocentrus centrarchus (flier cichlid), 3213 nucleotides long. It is a transcript of the gene cdh22, whose product is annotated as cadherin 22. Gene Ontology annotation, biological process: cell morphogenesis; calcium-dependent cell-cell adhesion; cell-cell junction assembly. The coding region runs from base 1 to 2412 and encodes 803 amino acids. Gene Ontology annotation, cellular component: catenin complex; adherens junction; plasma membrane. The transcript is spliced from 12 exons. The record is from RefSeq and is a predicted model, not a curated record. Gene Ontology annotation, molecular function: beta-catenin binding; cadherin binding; calcium ion binding. NCBI's taxonomy places the organism in Eukaryota, Metazoa, Chordata, Actinopteri, Cichliformes, Cichlidae.
AUGGCCCCUGUAUGGACAGCAGGAGUUUGGACACUAUUGGCAGCAGUCACUCUUCUUAGCUGCAAUAUUUUUACCUGGUGUGAGGCCUCAAGGACUAGUGGCACAACUUCUGGAGGACAAGAACAGGAACAAGGACCCUCGUCACUUGAACGAGUAAAGAGAGGAUGGGUGUGGAAUCAAUUCUUUGUGGUGGAGGAGUAUACAGGAACAGAGCCGCUGUAUGUAGGAAAGAUCCAUACAGACUCUGACGAAGGUGAGGGCAACAUAAAGUACACUAUCUCUGGAGAAGGAGCCGGAUCCAUCUUCAUCAUUGACGAGCUUAAGGGAGACAUACACGCCACCAAGAGACUAGACCGAGAGGAGAAGGCUUUUUACACUCUUCGAGCUCAGGCCCGGGACCGGCUCUCUAAUGACCCCCUCGAACCAGAGUCAGAGUUUGUCAUCAAGGUCCAGGACAUCAAUGACAGUGAGCCCAAGUUCUUGGAAGGUCCCUAUAUUGGCAGCGUGGCAGAGUUGUCACCCAUAGGAACGUCAGUCAUGAAGGUUACUGCAUCUGAUGCUGACGACCCAACUUAUGGUAGCAGUGCCAGAGUGGUGUAUAGUGUACUGGAUGGAGAAAAGUUUUUCACUGUUGAUAAAUACACAGGAAUCAUCAUGACGGCAGUGGCAGAUUUGGACCGUGAGACACAGGAUCGUUAUGAGUUGGUCGUCAAGGCAACAGACAUGGCAGGACAAAUGGGUGGUCUCUCUGGCUCCACCACAGUGACCAUAGUGAUCACAGACGUUAAUGACAACCCACCACGAUUUCCACAGAAAAUGUACCAGGUUUCAGUGUCAGAGGGGGCUGCUGUUGGGACACCAGUUGGACGUGUCAUUGCCACAGAUGCGGACAUGGGAGAGAACACAGACAUGAGCUAUCUGAUCACAGAUGGAGGGGAGCUCUUCAAAGUCACUACUGAUGUAGAGACCCAGGAAGCUGUUGUUUCCAUCAAGAAGCCACUCGACUUUGAGAACAAGCGGACACACAAUGUUGUUGUAGAGGCAGUUAAUAAGCAUGUCGACCCUCGCUUUGUGGACCUGGGCUCUUUCUGUGACCAGACCAUUGUCCUGGUGAGCGUGUCGGACGUAGAUGAACCACCCAUCUUUCAGCCAGCAGAUGGCACUGUCAUGGAAGUCCAGGAGGAUGCCAAAGUAGGGGCCCUAGUUGGCAUCGUUACUGCAAGGGAUCCGGAUGUGAAGAAUAAACCUGUGAGGUUCUCCAUCGAUCGGACCACAGACCAGGAGAUGAUCUUUCAUAUUGAUCCUGACUCGGGCGCCAUCACGCUGGGAAAAAUUUUGGAUAGAGAGACUGCAGGCUGGCACAAUAUCACUGUGAAGGCUGUAGAAGCAGAUAACCACACAAUGGCAUCCCAAACAUCAGUGAGUAUUCGGAUACUUGAUGUCAAUGACAAUCCUCCUGAACUGGCCACGCCAUAUGAAGCCUCUAUAUGUGAAGAUGCCAAGCCAGGCCAGUUAAUUCACACCAUCAGUGUGGUAGAUAGAGAUGAGCCACAAUCUGGACAUCGUUUCUACUUCACCCUUGCCCCGGAAGCCUCCAGCAAUCGGUACUUCACCCUGUGGGAUUUGAAAGACAACACAGCUGGCAUCCGUACUCAGCGGUCAGGCUUUAACCGCCAUGAGCAGAAUGUGUACUUCCUGCCUAUUCUAGUAGUUGACAGUGGGCCUCCCUCCCUCAGCUCCACAGGCACCCUGACCAUUCACGUUUGUGGCUGCGACACAGAGGGAGCCAUCCAGUCCUGCAAUGCCACAGCCUAUGUAAUGAGUGCAGCUCUCAGUCCCGGGGCACUUAUAGCACUACUCGUCUGUAUGCUUAUACUCAUAGUUCUCGUUUUGCUGAUUCUAACCCUCAAACGCCACAGGAAGGGCCAGAGGAUGGCAGAGGACGAGGAGGACAUGAGGGAUAACGUCAUCAAGUACAAUGAUGAGGGUGGAGGGGAGCAGGACACUCAGGCAUAUGACAUGAGUGCUCUGAGGAACCUCUAUGACUUUCCAGAGGCCAAGAGCUGUGACUCUGGCCCAGACAUCCACUCACUGCCACAGUGGAUACAAGCUAACCGAGUGGGUGGUGGUGCAGAGGCAGCUGCUGUGGCAGCAACAGACUUCUCCCUUUUCAAAGGCUACAUACGAAAGAAGGUGGAGCAGGCUGAUGCUGACCUGUCAGUGCCACCGUAUGACUCCUUCCAGACGUACGCCUUUGAGGGCACCAGUUCACCGGCGCUUUCACUAAGCUCCAUUCAUACACUGUCCACCACCUCAGAACAGGAUUUCUCCUACCUCAGCGAAUGGGGACCACGCUUCAGGCAACUGGCAGGCUACUAUGCUCCAGGAAACCCUGAGGAGGAAAGGUCCUAGCACAGCUUCUUCUCAGCAGAGACACAUUUAAACACCCUCUUCUUCCUCCUACUUAUCUCUCCUCUUCUCACCCUCUGGCAGGCUACUGAGAUCAGAGCCAGUCUGUGUACUCAUUAAAGUCAGAGUACCACCUCUUUAUCUCUUUAGCAAAAUUCCCAGUCUUAGACUUUGAACUCCUUUGAGAAAACUUUGAGGGUUUUUUUUAAACACUUGUUUGGGUUUUUUUUGUGUGUGUGUGUGUGUAUGUGUGAGUUUUCGGAAUAAAAUUCAAAAGCUCUAGUGAUGAUAUGAAAAAAGGAAGAGAAUGAGGAAUAUCUAAAAUUGCUAUUUAGACAUGUGCAAAGGGUGUUUCUCUCACAAAGUAACAACAUUUAUUUUAAGGGAAGAAACUGAGUGUCAACAUUACAUAGGUAGGGUUAAAUGCCAAGGCAAACUGCCAUGUAUUUAUUUGAUGCAGAACUAUUUAUGUAUUUAUUUGUUUUUAUGUAUUUAUUUAUUUAUUUAUACCACGCUCAGUAUGAUACCUGCAAGAGUGAACUCUGCUGAAGUGAUAUUGAAAAAGUGGAGGAAAAAGGACAUUAUCAAACAAGCAAGAGCCAACAUGGAAGAAAGAAGAACUGCAUUAACAGGGGACUCCACACAACAAUGGUGAGGAGGCGACAUCUGGGUCAUAUAAAAUUACAUUCUGAAAAAUAUUUGUAUUUAUUUUCUAUGACCACUUUUGUAAAAUAAUAACCAACUUCAAACAGAUAUAUGAAAAGCAAAGGAAAAUAGAACAGAGGGAACACACUGAAUAAUAGA